Messenger RNA from Protomyces lactucae-debilis, 1236 nucleotides. RefSeq names its product Brix domain-containing protein. Gene Ontology annotation, molecular function: rRNA binding. The record is from RefSeq and is a predicted model, not a curated record. The transcript has a single exon. Lineage: Eukaryota; Fungi; Ascomycota; Taphrinomycetes; Taphrinales; Protomycetaceae. Gene Ontology annotation, cellular component: nucleolus. The coding region runs from base 327 to 1223 and encodes 298 amino acids. Gene Ontology annotation, biological process: rRNA processing; ribosomal large subunit assembly.
CAUACAGUAUAGACUUUAUUGCAAACGCCCUUCUUAAAGGGAUUGCUGAGGAGGUUGGGAGAAGGCCGUUUGAUCAGGACUUCAUGCCGUCUUGCGCCCUUCAUGAUUUGAUUCAGGGUCGCUUUUGUCCGUACUUGGCAUGGUUGUGCAAGAGGUGUUCUGUGCAGUGACAAGGCACCGAACUGUCUAAACAGGGAGAACAUGUCCGUUGUCGCUGUAGACCUCGUGUCCUUGGUCGUUGCAGCUGUCUGCUUCCUUGCGUGCGACCGAAUGCGACUUUACUUUUUUGCGCGACCAAUUCAGAGACAGCCAUACAUCCAUAUAUCAUGGCAUCGCUCUACAAGCUACAAGCCAAGAAAGGCGCCAAUCGCACCGCAGAAGAAGUGGAAGAAGGUGGCUUCAAGCCGGUGAAGCAAAAAGUGCUGAUUCUCUCAUCACGCGGGAUCACAGCGCGCCAUCGAUUCCUCAUCAAUGACUUGACGGCCUUGAUUCCACACUCAAAGAAGGAUACAAAGCUCGAUACGAAGCAGAAGCUGUUCCAGCUGAAUGAAGUGGCGGAGCUGUAUAAUUGCAACAAUAUCAUGUUUUUUGAAGCGAGGAAACACCAGGAUCUAUACGUUUGGUUGUCAAAACCACCCAACGGACCUUCAUUCAAGCUGCACAUUCAGAAUUUGCAUACCAUGGAUGAGUUGAAUCUCACUGGCAACUGUCUGAAAGGCUCCCGACCGAUUUUGAGUUUUGAUAGUACGUUUCAAACGAAACCACACUUUCGAGUACUGCAGGAAUUGCUACAGCAACAAUUCGGUGUGCCCAAGGGUGCUCGGCGGAGCAAACCUUUUGUGGAUCAUAUCUUGACGUUGACGAUUGCCGACAAUAAGAUUUGGUUUCGAAAUUAUCAAAUUGCAGAGACACAAGCGAAAGACGGCGUGCUUGAAGAUGGCACAAAACGGAAAGCUGCAAAGGGUGAGACGGAGAUUGAGCUGAUUGAGGUUGGCCCACGGUUCUGCAUGACGCUGAUUUGUGUGCUUGAGGGAAGUUUCGGUGGUCCAUUGAUUUAUGAGAAUAAGGAAUAUGUCUCUCCCAAUGUGGUGCGGAGGGAGCAGCGACAGGAAAAGGCAGAGGCGUACAAGUCUCGUCGUGCACAGACGGAGGAUUUGAAGCAGAAGAAGGUGUUGAGCCAGCGGGAGAAGGGAGAGCUGGAUAAUGCCGUGUUGUUCAAGUAGAGCAGAGCAUAGC